This is a messenger RNA of Penicillium subrubescens, 3601 nucleotides long. RefSeq lists its product as uncharacterized. The record is from RefSeq and is a predicted model, not a curated record. Lineage: Eukaryota; Fungi; Ascomycota; Eurotiomycetes; Eurotiales; Aspergillaceae. Gene Ontology annotation, cellular component: cytoplasm. Bases 597 to 2906 code for a protein of 769 amino acids. The transcript has 6 exons. Gene Ontology annotation, molecular function: glycosyltransferase activity.
AUGAUUAUCAUCUCUUUCUUUGUGUGCAUCCAAACCCCCUCUUUAUUUCCUAGGUAGUAAUCUCCACCUGUCAUCGUACUUCUUCCCGCCACCCCCGCCGACUAAGUGAGGAGCUCUCGGAGCUUCUCCAUCUUAGCUUUCCCCAACCUUCGAAACCCGAACAACCUGGUCAACCUUUUCAAACUUUACCAACUCACGCUCGAUCCCUCUUCUUUUUCCUUUUCUAAUCCCUAAACUGUUUUACCCCUGAUUGACCCUCACGAAAACCAUUCUCUCACCUUACACAGAGAUGCUGCAGUGCUGGUGAACGUCAACCCGUUUUCGUCCGCUCGAACUGUCCGGUCCAGGACUCCUCCUCCAGGUACCACAGUCCCCGUAGGGACCGCCUUGUUGACGGGGGCCAGUCCGAACUGAAUUGUCGCGCCACUGAACAGCGCGUACCCUCUCCCCCUCUUCACAACCCACGAUAGAUAUAGGCAUCGGUCGGGCUCAAUCCUUUCUCUCCUCCGUGGAAAGAUUGAGAAUUUGUCGCGUUGCCUGAUUGUCCUGGAAGGAGAGACAGUUGCCCGGAAUCUCGUUUUUUGUUGAGGGACGUCAUGGCGUCCGAGCGGAGUGCCGUUUACUGCACGCUCCUGUUGAGCGAUUCAUACCUGCCGGGUGCUAUGGUCCUGGCGCAUUCCUUGCGCGACAAUGGCACAAAGGCGCGAUUGGUGGUCUUGUACACACCGGAAAAACUGCGGGAAGCAACAAUCAACGAGUUAAAGACCGUCUACGAUGAAUUGAUCCCAGUGUCCUCACUGGUCAACGGCACCCCCGCAAACCUCUGGUUGAUGGAUCGUCCGGAUCUCAUCGCAACAUUCACCAAAAUCGAGCUCUGGCGCCUGACCCAAUUCACGAAAAUCGUCUACAUCGACUGCGAUGUCGUGGCCGUCCGCGCUCCAGAUGAACUGCUCAAGCUCGAGGUCGACUUUGCCGCGGCACCGGACGUCGGCUGGCCAGAUUGCUUUAACAGUGGGCUGAUGGUGCUGCGACCUAAUCUGCAAGAUUACUAUGCACUGAAGGCGCUGGCGGAACGGGGCAUUAGCUUCGAUGGUGCGGAUCAGGGUCUGCUCAAUAUGCAUUUCCGGGACUGGCAUCGGUUGAGCUUCACGUAUAAUUGUACCCCGAGUGCGAACUACCAGUAUAUCCCUGCGUAUAAGCAUUUCCAGGGGUCGAUUAGUUUGGUUCAUUUCAUUGGGGCGCAGAAGCCGUGGACUUUGCCGCGACAAGUGGUGCCGUUGGAAUCGCCGUAUAAUCAGUUGCUGGCUCGGUGGUGGUCGAUUUAUGAUAGGCAUUAUCGGCCGCCGUUUGUAUCUACUCCCCAGCUUGAGAGUGGCGCGCGUGCUUAUCUAGGUCGUCCCCUGUCGGCAUCAAGUCAUACGCCGAAGAGGGUUCAUUUCGAGGAACAACCUGGGGAAACCUAUGGUGAAGUGGUGACAGAACCUCAAUAUGUUCAACCUAGUGACGAUACCCCCGCAAACUUCCAUUAUGAUGCUGCUCACACCCAUGACAUGCCAGCUCCCGUGCCAGUUGAACCACACACAUCAGUCGGACAACAGGCACAAGAUACUACCUGGCAGCAAGAUUCCGGUGACCAAGAAGCUACUCAUGAUACCCAGCAGACAGUACAGGGGUAUAGUGCACCAGUGAUUCCAGUACUGAGCGCAGUCCCGCAGUAUGUACGCGGCGAAGAACAUGUUUCGACAUACAUUCCGCCACUGCCCCAUGCUCAAAUACCGGCUUUCCAAGUCCAGAGAGAAUACCACAGCCAUUACCGCAGCUCUCACCAACAGCAUGAAACCAGUCAUCACCAGCAACCUGACGCUCCUCCAGAGCAGCACCACCACCCACAACCUCAAAGCUCGGGUCCAACUAUUCACCACCCACAACCCGUAGCACCCCCGAGACCUGUGAAUGAGCCGCGCCAACCUUCACCUCCUCCAGAGCCAGAGGUCCCAUCUUUCGAAGCGCCUCGAGCAGAAUGGGAUGCCUCACGAGAGCCACCACCACUGCAAUCCAGGCCAGAGGCAGCCAACCUCCACCACCAAACUUACGCCAUGUCCGAAGAUACGGCGCUGUUCCAACCACCGCCGUCUUACCCUGAGGCACCUAAAAACAUGUACUAUCAAGUUCCUCCGACCAAGCCAGAGCCACAGCGGGUGACACUAUUAUUCCCUUGGGAAACCCAUGCGCCCAAACCCACCCGUAUCUUUGCUCCAGAGCACCCUCUCCCUGAAGCCUCAUCACUAGAAGAACCUCUCCCAGUGCCACCCAGCGAGUCACCAUCUCUACCUGAGAUCUUACCACUCCGAGUCCCCUACGAGCCCUCCGCCGAGACCUGGGAUUCAUACACCCGCUCCAACGCAUGGGACGAAGACCCGCAUAUCCAACGUUAUAUCGAGUCGAUUCAACAAGCACGACGCGCCCCCACACAAGUGAUAUCAGGAUCCAGCCACCCAAGCACGAGCACACGGUCCAGCCAAGACCUCACCAGCUCAUCCACAACGACCAUCUCAGGACCCCCCUCCGGCCACCGGCCAAGCAUCAUUCUCACCGACUUCCCCACCGAAGUCGAGCGCCCCAGUCUACCUGUGACGCCUGCGCCAAUCCAUCGCAACAGAGGCAUUGGCAUCGGCGGCGACGGCGACGGCGACGGCGACGAGUAUGAUGCUUCCGGCACGGCUGCCCUCCCUGCUGCCGAGGGGGUCCCAAGCCAGCAGGACUGGGUGGGUGUCACGGUUGAUGCGUUUUCCGAAGUCCUCCGAGCAACGUACUUAUUAUGGCGGUUUACAGAAUCCCCUGGCCAGUCUGGAAGAACUGCGCCGCCGGCAGUCCGAGGUUUUGGAGCACCCCGAGCGGUUAGAUGAGCGGCUUGCUGCGGUUGCGAGAAAGCCCGGGACUUAUUCUACAGAGUGAGGAUAGGCCUCGUUUGCAUUUACUAAUGAUUGGCCCUCCGGCCCCGGGGGUAGCUGCAUCUACAUCUGCUUUGUGUAGAAUGUAGUUGCUAGUGGGGAACGUGCAGUUCCUGAUUUGGAAGUAUGAUUAUCGUGUUUUGGCGAUGAUUUAGCGGAGAAACUCCUAAUUUUUCUUUCUUUGUUGUUUCCUCUUCUUUGCAGCCUCUUUUACUUUUUCAUUGCUCUGCCUGAUUUCCAUUUUUUCCCUUUGUGUCCUGUUUGAGAUACUAGGGCGUCUUGCAUACGUCCCAUUUUGCAUUUUGUACAUUGCAUCAAGCAUCAGCUCGUCCACAAUGAAUUUCUAUCUUCCGCAUUCCAAACAUCCAUUUAAGAGCUUCUUCCCCCAUGGCCAUCGCUUAAAUUUCCUUUAUUUCCAAAACAAUUUCAUUGUGGAUGUCUUCCCCACUCACAAUACACUCUUAUCUCCAAUGCCGACCACAAACCCCGAACAUGAAUAAGGCCGGCGAUCCAGCCAAGCUCGCUAGGAGAAGAAUUACUCCUUGUCCCGCGUCCUUAUUCUUCACCACACAAAUAGACCUGCCUGAUUAUAUGAUAGGACCGACAAGCCGCGGGCCUAGGGGCGCCAGAUUAACUAGAGCCUAGCAGAG